AUGGGAGAAUUUAAAGAAGCGGAUUUUGAAGAGUUAAUUCAACAGUGUGUCUUGGGGAGUAGUUAUGUAGAGGAAUUGAUGCCUAUUUUGAAAAAAGCAUGUGAAUCGGGGGCUCAGAAUGAGUUAUUAGAGGUUUGGACGAUAUGGUCCUCUCAGAAGAAGCGACAAGUUGAAGAAACAUGUUCAGAAUACCAUCAAAUGUUUAUUGAGUCGAUUGAACGACUUUUGAAUGUCCGUCAAUCUAUAUUAGUAUUGUCGGAUCAAUUGCAUUAUUUAAACUGGGAUAUUCAGCAAAAUGUGUCUUUAUUAGCGUCUAAGAAACGUGCGUUAGUAGAAGCACGACAAAUGAGUCAAAAUAUGAAAGAAGCGUCAGAAAUGAUACAUACAUGUCUAAAAGUUCUUGGACUAGUUAAUAAGAUUUAUGAAUGGAUUGGAAAUAAGGAGUUUUAUAGGGCAUUAAGGUCAUUAGAUGAGUUGCAAACGCUUCAUUUAAAGGAUAUAUUGGGGUUUAGAUUUGCUAAAAAUAUAUGCGAUUCUAUUACAAGUAUAAAGCAAAGAAUACAGGAUGCAGUGAUGAGGGAUUUGAAAGAGUGGCUUUUGACUUUACGUAUAAGCUCUACUAAGGUGGGUCAACUUGCGUUUCAAAAGACUCUUGAAAGACAGAAAAUGUGGAAUCAACAUAUUAAAAUGAAUCCUCGUUUACAAUCAUGUGAAUUUAAUUCACCAGUAGAAUGGGUAUUAAGUGAAUGGGAAGAUUUUGAUGUGACAUCCAAUGAUCAAAUUCAAAUAGAUUUUACAUGUUUGUUUGAGUGUUUUCAUAUUUAUGAUGAGCUUGGACUUCAUGAUGAGUUUCGGGCAAGUUAUGAAAAUGAUCGCAGAAUGCAGAAAGAUCUUUUGAUUCCUUAUUCAAUGGUAAUUCAAAACAAAGAUCUAUCUGCUAUUCGUUUAUUGUUACAUGAUAUUGCUGGUUUUGUUAUUAUAGAGAAGAAGACGUUGGUUAAAAUAAACGCUUUGCGCUCUAAAGAAGAGAUUGAUUCUUUAUGGGAUUCUUUGUGUGAUAAAUUGAUUGAAAAUAUUUCAAAUAGUAUUAAGGAUGUUGAAGACCUUCAAUUAAUUCAAGAUAUAAAGUCUCUUAUCUUACUAUUUAUACAAACAAUUGAGACAUAUGAUUAUUCUAUGAAAAAGUUAUAUAAUUUUUCAUUAAGCUUGUUUGAAACAUAUUCAAGACUUUUAAAGGCACAAUUUAGUAAGGAUUUCGAACAAAUUGUUACUGAGGAUGAUUAUAUGCCUAUUGUUAUUAGUAAUAUGGAAGAUUAUCAGAAAAUAUUGGAUGUUAGUUGGUAUAACCCUGGCAAUUCUCCUAAUUCAAUCAUAUUUCCUGUUACUCUUCCAUUUUCUCAAGUAUAUCCCUUGUGUUGUGUAGAUAUUCGAAAUUUUGUAAAUAAAUACUAUAAAUUUGCUGAGGGAUAUUAUAAUCAUUGUCAUGAUAUUGAUGAUAUUUUAAAACAGAUUUUGGACGAGCUCUUAGUUGGAAAUGUUAAAAAGAAAUUAAUUGAACGAUUAAGUUUAAAUAAUUUAUCACAAUUAGUACAGAUCAUAAUCAAUCUUGAACAUUUUGAAAAAGCAUGUGAUGAAUUGGAUUCUUUAUUAUUAAAAAUACAAACUUCUGAUAAAGCAACUAAUUUAAAAUUAAGGGCUAAAUCAGAGUUUCGUAAUGCUAUUAAGGAUGCUGAAAAACGAAUAUUUGAAUUGGUUACCUCUAAAAUAGACGAUUUUUUGGAGAUUUCAGAUUAUGAUUGGCAAUCUACAACAAAACAAAAAGAACCAAGUUCUUAUUUACUUGAAAUGGUUUCUUACUUGACAACUGUAAUGAAUUCUACUUUACACAAUCUUCCUAGUUCAAUUAAAACGUUUUUAUAUUUUGGAACACUUGAUCAUUUUGCUUCAUCCAUGAUGCAAAUAUUAUUAAAUAAAAGUUCAAAAAAAAUUAAUCAAAAUUCUAUUUUAAAUUUUGAUUUGGAUUUACGAUAUUUAGAAAGAUUUGUUCAAGAUCUUAGUGAACCAAGUAUUUCUUAUGCUGAUACUUUUUUGGAAUUACGACAAAGUCUUAACUUCAUUUUAUCUCAAAAUCCUGAGGAAUAUCUUAAUAGUGAUAUACAACUUAAGAAAUAUAGUCGUAUAAAACCUCAAACUGCCAUUCUUCUUCUUGAAAAGAUUAUUUUAUCUGAAACAAAUAGAUCUUCUGAUGAAAAAAGACUUUCAAUUAUAAGAUCUUGCGAAAAUGUUAUCAAUUCUUUGGUUACUCAUCGUUCUUGA
Pneumocystis carinii B80 is the source of this 2316-nucleotide messenger RNA. RefSeq lists its product as hypothetical. The record is from RefSeq and is a predicted model, not a curated record. The transcript has 16 exons. Gene Ontology annotation, cellular component: membrane; exocyst. Gene Ontology annotation, biological process: intracellular protein transport; exocytosis; Golgi to plasma membrane transport. The coding region runs from base 1 to 2316 and encodes 771 amino acids. Lineage: Eukaryota; Fungi; Ascomycota; Pneumocystomycetes; Pneumocystales; Pneumocystaceae.